This is a messenger RNA of Aureobasidium melanogenum CBS 110374, 615 nucleotides long. RefSeq lists its product as uncharacterized. The transcript has a single exon. Bases 1 to 615 code for a protein of 204 amino acids. The record is from RefSeq and is a predicted model, not a curated record. NCBI's taxonomy places the organism in Eukaryota, Fungi, Ascomycota, Dothideomycetes, Dothideales, Saccotheciaceae.
AUGGGUGAAAAGGUCACAAGCCACAUAGGCAGCAGAUACAACCCACAGCACAAGCGCAACGAACAUCUGAUCUCGCUGUUAGAUAAGGUGUAUGUGGCCUCUUAUGACGCGCCCAGAGAACGACGUGAGACAGAUUCAAACGGCUGGAUUUGCGAACAGAGAACCAUGGGGUCUUGCUGCUUCAUGAUUCCCUUGAAGGACCCCGCACGCGUAUCCUUGAUGGACGCCCUGCUCAAGGAUAGCAGCUUGUUCACAGGUCUGAUAGAUAUAAGGCACCAUUGUCCACGUCCAAGCUUUAUGACAAACUCUGACGACUAUCUGUAUGAGGCCGAGAUCAGGCAUAGAAAGACUCUCAGCGAUUCCGGACAAUGGGAGGCUUUGUACACGAUCAAGCGCGGACACGUGUAUGAUUACCUCUUCCAAAUGGCCAUGCAGACAUGCGAAUUCAAGUGCAAGGCAGUGAUGGAUGAGAAACCAACACUUUUCUUAGUCACGGCGCGAAAACACGAAACAGAUAUUCUUGAACACCUCUCGACGAUCAUAUGUAGAGAGCAGGAUAGGAAUAAUCCGAAUCUCCUCCGCGCACAGUUUGAAGAUCUUAGUACAGAUUUUUAG